Messenger RNA from Knipowitschia caucasica, 1965 nucleotides. Lineage: Eukaryota; Metazoa; Chordata; Actinopteri; Gobiiformes; Gobiidae. The record is from the annotation of a GenBank genome assembly.
AUGAGCGAUCAGUUUGUUGACCUGCAAGUACGGAAGCCUCUGUGUUGCGCCGUGGACAGAUGUCUGUUUUUUGGACACCUUAAGAUGAAGAAACCAACGAGCUCUCCGCGUCCAUCCUGUGCAGAUAAGGAGGCCCAAAGUGACAAUGCUAUGACCUGCCCCCCAUCUCCUCCCUGGACAGGAGCCACAACUAGAUGCAUAACUAUGACCCAGCACAGUCACAGCCUCCUCAAGUUCCUGAACGAAGAUCGCAGGCGGAAGAGGUUUUGUGACGUAUCGGUGUCUGUGGGAGGGAAGACAUACUCAGCACAUAAAGCAGUCUUGGCCCAUGGAAGCAGCUACUUUCACGCCGAGUUGUCCAAGAAUCCAGAUGCCACUCAUGUAAAGGUAAAAGCAUCAGAAAGCGUUGUCCAGGAAUACCCGGAAGGACUGGCUCCUGUUAUAAUUCAGACGUCCAACAAGAAGACGCUGCAGUGUCCUAAGUGUGACAAAAUCUUUGACAGAGCAGCCAAGUAUGAGAGCCACACACGGGUACACACUGGGGAAAAGCCGUUCCAGUGUGAGAUUUGCCACCAGCGCUACUCCACCAAGUCCAACCUGACUGUCCACAAGAAAAAACAUGACAACAAUACCUUUUCCUCAAAGAAAAAGCACCAGUGUCCCAUCUGUAACAAGCUCCAUGCCAGCAAAAAGACUCUGGCAAAACACAUGCAAAGAUUUCAUCCAGAUCACAUCCAAGAGGUCAAGAAAAGGACGAGGAAUGACAACUGGAAGUGUGCUAUUUGCCAGAAGACAUUCACGCGCAGACCACAUCUUGAGGAGCACAUGAUUUUACACUCUCAAGAGCUGCCUUUCAAAUGCUCCUUCUGUGACCAAUACUUUAAGUCUAGAUUUGCCAGGUUAAAACACCAUGAAAAAUCACAUUUAGGUCCCUUUCCUUGUGAAAUCUGCGGGCGCCAGUUUAACGACUCGGGCAACAAAAGAAGGCACAUAGAGUGUACGCACGGCGGCAAGAGAAAGUGGACCUGCUUCGUCUGUGGGAAGUCCGUGAGGGAGCGGACGACUUUAAGGGAGCACAUGCGAAUCCACAGCGGGGAGAAACCGCACCUCUGUAGCAUCUGUGGCCAGAGCUUCCGUCAUGGGAGUUCCUACAGACUUCACCUGAGAGUUCACCACAACGACAAGCGUUAUGAGUGCAUUCAGUGUGGAAAAACGUUCAUCCGCCACGACCACCUGAGCAAACACCAGAAGAUCCACUCUGGCGAGAAAGCACAUCAGUGUGAGGAGUGUGGAAAGUGCUUCAGGCGACACGAUCAUUUGACGGUCCACUAUAAAACUGUGCACUUGGGACAGAAGGUUUGGCAGAAAUAUAAAACAGCUGUGCAUCAAUGUGAAGUCUGCAAAAAGGAAUUCAAAGGAAAGUCCAGCUUAGAAAGCCAUUUUAGAACUCAUUCAGGGGAGAAGCCGCACAAAUGUCCCGAGUGCCACCAGUCGUUCCGGAUCAAGAAAACACUGACGAAGCACAUGGUCAUCCACUCAGAAGAACGGCCACACCCCUGUCCUCACUGCAGCGCCGCGUUCAAACGCAAAGACAAACUGAAAUACCACGUGGACCACGUCCAUAACAGCCGCUACACAGUGCAGCCGGGUGCCACGCUCCGCCAAGACAAAGUGACUCUGAAUUCUUAUGAUGAAACCAAAUCCACUGUUGGAAGCAGCCCGUCCCCUGCUGACGGGACUUUAGGCUCGGUCUCGAUGGCAGACGUGAGGCGAGGGGAACAGCAAAGCUACUCCACAACAGACCUGGUGUUCUUAGAGAAGUAUACCCUGAACCCCCAGCCCGCUAAUGUGGCCCACCCGGUGAGACCCGAUCAGAUGUUAGAUCCCCAAGAGCAGUCGUACCUGGGGACGCUGCUCGGCCUGGACUCCUCUGUACCAAGUAUCGCCAACACCAAAGACGACUGA